CGAAUUCUCAUGACCGUCAUUAAGUUUUUACAAAGUUUCGAAGUGUAGAAAUUGCGAACCCUCUCUCCAUCUUCUCCGUAGUUGCAAAUGGCUACGCUUCCUUCAAGAGCAGAAAUUCUCCAAUUAUUCCGCUCACUUCUUCGUGUAACUCGGCAGUUUCCCGACUACAACAUUAGAGAAUAUGCUAAGCGUCGAACAAUUGACGCUUUCCAUCUCAACAAAUCACUUUCCGACACUUCUUCCAUUUCUCAAGCUUUCGCCGACGCCAAAUUUCAGCUUGAUAUUGCUCGACGUCAAGCCGUUGUUUACUCCCUCUAUGCUCCCAAAGUCAAGAGCAUUAUGGAGAUUUCCAAUCAGUAGACCCUAAUUGUUUUCCUGAUGUUGCUGAGGCCUGAGGCUUUGGGGCAUUUUAAUAAGUUUUGAGAGACAAAUGUACAUUUGGACUCCUUGUUUUAUUGAGCUUUAUGAUACAGAUGCACAUGUACUCUUGCUCUCUUGGGGGUUGCAACUGCAGAAAUGGUCUUGAUGUCUGUAUCCUAGUCCUAGUCCUGCUAGUGAAAACCAAUAAGUAAUAACUUGAAGGUCUAUUUUUUACAUAGAUUGUUUUGGUUCACAUGGUGCUCUAUUUUCAUUAUAUUUACAUGAAUAUUUAUUA
Messenger RNA from Amaranthus tricolor (Joseph's coat), 655 nucleotides. RefSeq lists its product as uncharacterized. Gene Ontology annotation, biological process: iron-sulfur cluster assembly. The coding region runs from base 88 to 360 and encodes 90 amino acids. Lineage: Eukaryota; Viridiplantae; Streptophyta; Magnoliopsida; Caryophyllales; Amaranthaceae. The transcript is spliced from 2 exons. The record is from RefSeq and is a predicted model, not a curated record.